GAAUCCAUUACGAGGAAAAGGUUCCUAAGUCCGCGACUUUCCACCUCAGCUAGAGCUCUCAUGACAGACGAAAGCAAUACAUAAUUUACUUAUUACGGAUUAUAUUUCUACGCAUGCCGGUUCUAAACACCAUAUCUUAUCUGUGUGCGAUAAGACGUUGAGGCAAAAACACUACUAAACCGCAUCGAAUGACUUGCAAAUUCAACGUCGAAACAAUUAAAGUAAGAAUAAAAACAAUCAUAAUUCUACGACUGAACGCACCAAUUAGUAUUCUAGUGAGAAGCCUAGUCAGACAGUCGGGUCUCAGAUGAGCACACUGCGAAGCCCACGUGGGUGAAAAAAAAAACAGUACACCGACUAUAGUUACCACACUACGAAAUCGACAGAAACUUGUUUGCGAGUUUAGUGUUGAAGUGUAGCUCAUUGACUUCGCAUACGUCGCGGUUUCGGUUUUUGGUUUCAGUUGGUUGAAUUCGAUUCGAACGGGUAACGCGAGAAAAAAAAACUACACCACCGAAAUGAUCCCGUUAGUGCAUAUCGUUGCAUUCUCAGUGAUCGCCACUGUGGGAUUCAAACUGUUCAGACUGUUCAUCGAAGGAGGCCAAUUUAGAAAAUCUACACGCUGCGACGGAAAAGUGAUUGUGAUAACCGGAGCGAACACCGGAAUCGGCAAGGAAACCGCCAAAGAACUGUUGAAACGUGGCGGAAAGGUCUACAUUGCGUGUCGCUCUCUGGAAAAGGCGAAUCAGGCUCGAUCGGAACUAAUAGCGGAGACUGGCCGGAGCGACAUUCACGUUCGAGAGUUGGAUCUUUCUUCGUUGGAUUCUGUGCGGAAUUUUGCGAAAAGAUUUUUAGCCGAAGAGUCCCGCCUGGAUAUACUGAUCAACAAUGCGGGAGUGAUGGCCUGUCCAAAAUCGUUAACCAAAGACGGGUUUGAGCAGCAAAUUGGCGUCAACCAUUUGGGACAUUUUCUGCUCACGAAUCUACUGCUGGAACGCAUCAAAGCAUCCGCACCGAGUCGUAUCGUGAAUCUCUCAAGUCUCGCCCAUGUUUACGGUUCCAUCAACAAGGCGGAUUUGAACAGUGAAAAAUCGUACAAUCAAGUAACUGCCUACUGUCAGAGUAAAUUGGCGAACGUAUUGUUCACACGGGAAUUGGCUAAGCGCUUGCAGGGGACUAAAGUUACUAGCUAUGCGGUCCAUCCCGGGGCGGUUGACACCGAGCUUCCCCGACACAUGGGUUCAUUCUUUUUCCUGUUUGAGCACAAAUGGGUAAAACCAUUCCUGAGCAUAGCGUUCAAAACGCCUCGGUCCGGUGCCCAAACCAGUCUCUACACAGCUCUGGACGAAGAUUUGGCUAACGAGAGUGGGAAAUAUUACGUUGAUUGCUGUGAGAAAAAAGCCAGCAAAGCUGGACGGGAUGACGAAACUGCGCGCUGGUUGUGGGAGGUGAGCGAAAAGAUGACUGGUCUUUCCAGUAAAAAUUUAUAAAGAUGGAGUAGAUUGUUGGAAUUUGGUAAAAGAAUUGAUUCAAAGUAAACUGACAGGAGAAUCGCAAUAAUUUGCGAGAUCGUUUUCGUUUCUUAAUUUAUUUUGUAACUCGAAAAUAAAACAUUCACAUUUUUCAA
This is a messenger RNA of Malaya genurostris, 1627 nucleotides long. RefSeq names its product retinol dehydrogenase 12-like. The coding region runs from base 519 to 1490 and encodes 323 amino acids. The record is from RefSeq and is a predicted model, not a curated record. The transcript has 6 exons. Lineage: Eukaryota; Metazoa; Arthropoda; Insecta; Diptera; Culicidae.